This is a messenger RNA of Zea mays, 2722 nucleotides long. RefSeq lists its product as uncharacterized. The record is from RefSeq and is marked validated. The transcript has a single exon. Gene Ontology annotation, molecular function: serine-type endopeptidase activity. Bases 14 to 2377 code for a protein of 787 amino acids. NCBI's taxonomy places the organism in Eukaryota, Viridiplantae, Streptophyta, Magnoliopsida, Poales, Poaceae. Gene Ontology annotation, biological process: proteolysis.
CUUGAGACAUACAAUGGCUGGGCUAGCCGGCGUGGUGUGCCUCUGCCUCCUCCUCGCUGCCAGCUCUGUCACCGCCGCGGCGGCGGCAGCGGCCGAGGAGGAGUCCCUGUCCUCCUACAUCGUGCACGUCGCGGCGGAGCACGCGCCACGGUCGACACGCCCGCGCUUGCUCUCCCGCUCAUACACCUCUUUCCUGCACGACAGCCUGCCGGCGCACCUGCUGCGCCCGGCGCCGCUGGUGUUCUACGGGUACGCGCACGCCGCGACUGGCUUCGCGGCGCGGCUCACGGAGCGCCAGGCCGCGCACCUCGCGUCCCAGCACUCCGUCCUCGCCGUCGUCCCCGACGAGACGCUGCAGCCGCACACCACGCUGACGCCGUCCUUCCUCGGCCUCUCCCCGUCGUCGGGGCUCCUCCCGAGGUCCAACGGCGCCGCGGACGUCGUCAUUGGCGUCAUCGACAGCGGCAUCUACCCCAUGGACCGCCCGUCCUUCGCCGCAGACGCGUCGCUGCCGCCACCGCCAAGCAAGUUCCGGGGCACCUGCGUCUCCACGCCGUCUUUCAACGGCUCCGCGUACUGCAACAACAAGCUCGUCGGCGCCAGGUUCUUCUACCAGGGCAUGCAGCAGCGCAUGGGCGUGGCCGCCUUUAGUGAGGCGGGGGAGUCCUUGUCGCCGCUGGACACCCAAGGCCACGGCUCGCACACCGCCUCUACCGCUGCCGGCUCGGCCGGGGUGGACGCUUCCUUCUUCAACUACGCCAAGGGCAAGGCCAUCGGCGUGGCCCCGGGCGCGCGCAUUGCCGCCUACAAGGCAUGCUGGAAACACGGGUGCUCUGACUCCGACAUCCUCAUGGCGUUUGAGGCGGCCAUCACUGACAGGGUCGAUGUCAUCUCCGUCUCGCUCGGCGCCUCAAAGCCCAAGCCAAGAAAGUUCUACAAAGAUGGCAUUGCCGUCGGUUCGUUCAGAGCCGUGCGCAACGGCAUCACCGUCUCUGUAUCUUCGGGAAACUUCGGCCCAGGAGAGUUCACCACCGUCAACGUCGCGCCCUGGUUCUUGACGGUUGGCGCGUCAACCAUAAACCGCAGGUUCCCAGCGAGCGUCGUCCUCGGCAACGGCGAGACAUCCACCGGCACUUCGAUCUACGCCGGCGCGCCGCUUGGCAAAGCCAAGAUACCGCUAGUAUACGGCAAGGACGUGGGCUCGCAAGUCUGCGAAGCCGGCAAGCUCAAUGCUAGCAUGGUCGCCGGGAAGAUUGUGGUGUGCGACCCCGGCGUGAAUGGCCGAGCAGCGAAAGGCGAGGCCGUCAAACAAGCAGGUGGCGCCGGAGCAAUCCUCGUGAGCGACGAAAGCUUCGGCGAGCAGGCCCUGACUACCGCUCACAUCCUCCCUGCAACAGCCGUCAAGUUUGCCGACGCCGAGAGCAUCAAGAAGUACAUAAGAUCGAAUGCGUCACCCCCUGUCGCGACGAUCGAGUUCCAUGGCACCGUCGUCGGCCGGACGCCUUCGUCACCGAGAAUGGCGUCGUUCUCGAGCAGGGGCCCAAACCUCCUUGCGCCCGAGAUCCUCAAGCCGGACGUGACUGCCCCUGGUGUCGACAUCCUAGCCGCGUGGACCGGCGAGAACUCGCCGUCGCAGCUCGGCAGCGACCCGAGGCGGGUGAAGUACAACAUCAUCUCCGGCACGUCCAUGUCGUGCCCGCACGUGAGCGGCAUCGCCGCGCUGCUCCGGCAGGCGCGGCCGGACUGGAGCCCCGCCGCGGUCAAGUCCGCCAUGAUGACCACCGCGUACAACGUCGACAACGCCGGGGACAUCAUCAAGGACAUGUCCACCGGCAAGGCGUCGACGCCGUUCGUGCGCGGGGCCGGACACGUGGACCCGGACCGCGCGGUCGACCCGGGCCUCGUGUACGACGCCGGCGCCGACGAGUACCUCUCCUUCCUGUGCGCGAUCGGUUACACCGCCGAGCAGAUCGCCGUGUUCAGGACGAAAGACGACCCCGCGGUCGACUGUUCGAAGCGCAAGGCCUCCGUCGGCGACCACAACUACCCUGCCUUCUCUGUGGUACUCAACUCCACCAGGGACGCCGUCACGCAGCGCCGCGUCGUGCGCAACGUCGGGAGCAGCGCCAGGGCCACGUACUGGGCCAGCGUCACCAGCCCGGCCGGCGUGCGCGUGACGGUGAACCCACGGAAGCUACGGUUCAGCGCGACGCAGAAGACGCAGGCGUACGAGAUCACUUUCACGUCGCGACGCAUGUGGAGCGUGCCCGACAAGUACACGUUCGGGUCCAUCGUGUGGAGCGACGGCGAGCAUAAGGUGACUAGCCCCAUCGCCAUCACCUGGCCAGCGACAGCGAGCCAAGUGGCGGCGAUGUGAUGUGAGCUGCCCAGCUGCGUGUGCUUCUCUUCUGAAUAAGGCAAUAUAACCUGCCACUGCAUGUCUGCCUGCCUCAUUCCAUCGGUGCACCAGUCACCACCCUUCCGUUGCUUGAUCAAGUUGUAAAAUUCAGUGCUAGCCGCCUAGCCGUUGUCAUUCCAUCGGUAGUUUUAGCUAUCGACUUGCAUGAAUUCAGAUGGGGACUUUGCUAAAAUUCAGUGCUAGGCGUUGUCAUUUCAUCGGUAGUUUUAGCUAUCGAUUUGCAUGAAUUCUGAUCGGGACUUGCUAAAAUUCAAGUAUCUGAGUUUAUUUUUGUUUCAGACCACGAUUACUACAUAUAUUUCA